This is a messenger RNA of Anastrepha obliqua, 4233 nucleotides long. RefSeq names its product protein tipE (gene tipE). Gene Ontology annotation, molecular function: sodium channel regulator activity. Gene Ontology annotation, biological process: regulation of sodium ion transport. Lineage: Eukaryota; Metazoa; Arthropoda; Insecta; Diptera; Tephritidae. The transcript is spliced from 2 exons. The record is from RefSeq and is a predicted model, not a curated record. Bases 451 to 1884 code for a protein of 477 amino acids.
AAAAUUAAAUAACGAUUAAGAAUUAAUUAACUCAUUUAUUAAAAUUUAAUUAUUUAAAAUAAAAACUAAAAACAGUACUAAACAUAAAACACGCAAUUAAUUAUUAAAAACUUGUAAACGUUUAUUACAAAAUUUUAAAAUUAACUUAACUGCUGCGAAACACGGCAGCGACUAACAUUUGGUGAACAAAAUAAGGAAACGGUAAAAGUACACAAUUAAAAAAAUAAAAAAAAAUAAAAAAACACAAAUAAAUAUUGCAAAGCAAAAAAACACUUAAAAUCUUAAAUAGUAAGCCCGCUUAUAUCUAUUUCGAAACACUUCGACUCGGCGUAUCGAUUCAUCGACUUAACGUUAAACGUCACAACCUCGCAACCAGCGUUUUCAUAGCACGCACAUCAGUGUAAGUUUAUUUCAUUCAAUUAAACAGCAACAACAACAAGAGCAGCAAAAAUGGGUGACGAACUGGAAGAGCGCACUUUUAAGGAGAAAAUGCUCUUCUACACCACUGCCUUCUUCAUUCUACUCGGCACAUUUAGCAUGUUCGCCUUUCUAUUUCUUGUGCCCUUCGUUAUAGAGCCCGCAUUCACAACGAUCUUCAUGCAGUUCGAAGAGGUGCCAGCUCUGUGCGAAACCUACGAUGUAGAAACAUAUUUCGGCGCGAAGAACUGUUCGUGGGCAUCGUGUCGUGAGGGUUGUACAAAGGAUAUUUACACUUGUACACAAAUACGUGUUAACUAUCGACUGAACUUGUACAACUACACAGACGAGUUCAAUUUCACCGAAUAUCACAUCAAUUUGGCAGAGGCGGAACGUGAAUUGCCGCCUGUGAAGCGUACGGAUCGCUAUGAGCGUGCCAUACGUGAUUAUGAUUAUGAUGCGGCUACGAGUGAUGCCGCUAAAGCGAAUCAAUUAGAUGUACCACAGGGCAUAUCCGCAUCUAUGGCCGGGUCUGCGUCAGCCGCGACGAGUGGUCUACAGUUGGAUACGAUCAGCUUUGGUAGUAGUGAUGGUGUUGCCAUUGGUGAUGGCAUAAGUGGCUAUCUCGUCGAUGAGGAGCCAAUCGAUGAGGAUUUGGGCAUGGGUGGUGGUGGUGGUAUGCUCAUUAAUGAGGAGCGUCACCCUUUCGAUGAGAUCUCCGAAUUGAAUGAGGGUCUUAUGGGUAAUAAUUCGAUGUAUUUUUAUGUUGGCGCGCGCCUCUUCCCGAACGUUAAGGGUUGCGGUUAUCCGCCUAUGCUCAAUUGCACAAUUUGGCUAAAGCGUUAUACGAAAGUUGGCAUUAAAUUUCCAUGCUACUAUUCGAAAGUGGAUCCAAGUUUAGUGAUAAGCGAUUUAGAUUACUGGCAGAACACAUUGAAUCUGAUCUAUUCGAUGGCCAUACCGAUACCAUCGUUUAUUAUAUCGGUGAUAUACCUGACAUAUGCGUACUUCAAAAUCUAUAAUGAGGAUGAAGAAACGGCGCCGCUCGAUAAAAAUGCCGAGGAUAUGGAUAUUGAUGAGGGUGAGGUGGACGAGAGUGAUGGAGCUGCAUUAGCUAAUAAUGUUGCCGGCAGUCAAAUUAUUAAUAUGGGCUCGACGACGGGUGAGAGUUGUGUGGAUGUUGGUCUGCCGAAUGGUGGGCCUGGCCUGACAACCUCAAUAUCACAGGGUGGUUCGGUCACAACACCCGGUCAGUAUUUGGCGCAAUCGCCGAUUGGUUCACAAAUGACACCAAAUUCUGAUAUAAAUUCAUUCGGUCAUCAGCUUAAAGUGCAAAUGGCGGACGAAUUGUCGCGUGACUCACUGGAAAAUGGUGUGCUGUCGACUUCAAACUCUGUGCAGGGAAACUUGAGCAAGACGAUGACGACGAGUAUCUCAACUCCUCCUGGGCCGACGGCAGCAGUUUAAAACGCAAAGUCCACGGCAUGGAUGAUGUACGCUUUCGUAUUGGACAAUGAAAUGUGUGCGCACCUAUUUACUACUUAGCUUUUAAAAGUUACAGCUCGUACGAUGCAAUACAAUUACGAUAUAAAAUUACACAUACAAAACCGCAAGAAAAAACAAGGCUAAUAAAUGAGUUAAGUACUUUUUGGUUGCAGCACAAAGACAAUGCAAUAAAUUGAAUACAAUUAAAAAAAAAUACAAUUAAGGAAUCACUACGAAGGAAAAAUAGCAACUACACACGCAUGUAUGUAUGUAUGUAGUUAUGUGCUGUUUUCUUCUAAGUAAUUGAAUAUAGUAUUGUAAUUGAAUUGUGGAAUGAUUAAGCGAAAACAAAUUAACUUGUUUUUUAAUCUGAAAUAAAUUAGUUUUCGUUACAAAAAACCAUAUAUUUCAUAAGACGUAUCCAUCUACUACAUACAUACAUACGAGCUAUUGCAAUAUAUACGAAGUAACUACAGUAAUACCCUCGUAUCAAUACUCAUAUGCUACAGACGAACAUUAUAAAGUGUCGCUGGUGCAUGCAUGCAAAUAUACACACAUAAAUACCUAUAAACUACAUAAAAACAUACAUUUCUACAUGCAACAGUAACAACUACACUUUGAAUUAAAUUCACUUUGAAAUAACCCAAAUCAUAAUCUCGGGACAGGAUGAAGACUAUCUCUAACAUUAAUCAUCAUACCGCGCUUAUACAUACAUACAUACCUAUGUACAUAGUACAUAAGUAUGUGCAUGUGGGCAGGUGUUAAGAGACCAAAAACUAGAAAAUUUCGAAAUGUAUUGUAAAAAUUUUAAUUGAAUAGUAAAUUAAAGUUUAAGCAAAUGUAGACUAAAUCUCAAAGUAAGUAAAUAACUGUAUUUACUUAGCUAGCCACUUUUACACAAAUAACGAAAUUGAAUUAAAAACAGAAUCCGAAGCGCAAUAAACCGGCAAAGCAGACAAGCGAGCUAAAAACAUAUGUACACAUGUAUAGGCGUAUGUAGGCAUUCCGACCUAAUACAUAUGCAAUGUAUGUUUUCCCAUAAAGAGGGCAGCUGUAGCGAUUUUGGUUGUGGGCCAAGGCUGGCCAGGUAAAGCGAACAUUUCAUGAAACGAGUUGUUGGUCUUGAUUGGCCUAUGUCGGAUCAUGGUUGUGGGGGAUUGAGAUAUGUGACUGAAGGCAAAAACUUUUUUUAUUGAAAAUUUAAGCGCAUAAUUAUUAAAUAGAGACCAAAUGCAAAUCAACUUUAUUGCUGGUGAAAAAAUUAUAACGAGCAAGUGACCAAACAUUAGGAAAAACGAUAGAAAAAAAUUCCAAAAUUUAAAACAAAUCCAGAGAUAUUUUGUUAGUUAACUCAAAGGACUUUAAAUACAUAUUUUUUUUAAAUAAAUAUUUAGCUCUAUCGCAUACGCGCUCUCGUUCUUUGCUUGCCUGUUAAUGCAUUCAUUUAUUGAAUUAAACCAAUAUAUAUGUAUAUAUUUUAUUUGAAUACGAAGAUACAUUCAACGCAUAGGGAAGACCUCUAGGUAUUAAUUCAAGUCAAACUAAUUUAUAUUUAAUUAUAAAUUACUUAUAUGUAAACAUAAGUAAAUGCGUACGCAAACUCACAGCUUUAAAGAAAUUGUAAACAAAGUUAAAAACAAAACAAAUAAAUAAGAAAAAACUUUAAUAAAAUUUUCUUCUACAAAAGUCUCACUCAUAUUUAUUAAAAUAGUAAUAAAAUUAAAAAACAAAACAAAAAAAUACAAGUUAAAUAUUUAACGCGAUAAAGAAACACAAGAACGCCGGUAGUUGCAAAAUAACGAAGAAAACAAAACAAAAAAUUAUUAUAAUAAAUACAAUUACUUUUGUUAGCUAUAAAUGAAAAUAAAACAUACUCCUAAAAAAUAUCUUAGAAAUAUUAUAAACUGCUAAAGCUUAGCAAAAAAGCAAAAAGCAUUAAGCCUCACAAACAUUUCCCUUAAACCAAUAGGUAUCUAAUUAGUACCAAAAAUAAUCGACACAACAGUGAACAGUAAGCGGUGAUUUCCUUUUCUACAAUUAUUAUACAUACAUACAUACAUAUAUAUGUUAUGCGCAUUUGCAUUUGCACAUCUAUAUUACAAAAAUAAGCUAAUUAAACUAAAAAAAAGGGACAAAACAUAUUAUAACAAAAAAUAAAAAAAACAAAAAAAAGCUAAUAAACGAAUAAAGCCUAAACUAAAUAAAUUAAAUUACUAGCGGCAUAAAAAUGCACAUUUUUAACUAUUAUAAUAUAAUAUUGUAAUGGUACUAGAAUUGAAACAAUAAAAAGAUAAAAAAUCAAACAAUAAUAAAACAACAAUAAUAAACGCA